This is a messenger RNA of Alosa alosa (allis shad), 1812 nucleotides long. It is a transcript of the gene cobll1a, whose product is annotated as cordon-bleu WH2 repeat protein-like 1a. Bases 259 to 1812 code for a protein of 517 amino acids. The transcript has 11 exons. NCBI's taxonomy places the organism in Eukaryota, Metazoa, Chordata, Actinopteri, Clupeiformes, Clupeidae. Gene Ontology annotation, molecular function: actin monomer binding. The record is from RefSeq and is a predicted model, not a curated record.
UCUUCUGCCUGUCCUGUCCUCCAUGCUUUCACUCUUUAACCAGCAGGAAUGAUUGUGCUUUAACCAAGGAGAAUGCCAGACAAGAAACCCAAAGGUGAUUUUCAGUGAGGAUCCCCUUGUGGCCCCCACUUACACACACACAUACACACACACACACACACACACAUAUACACACACAGAGAUAGAGAGAAACAUACACACACAGCCUGUGUGAGCUCUGUUGGCACACACACACACACACACACACCCCUGUUUGUCAUGGAGGUGUGUGAGGACAUGGUGGACAGGGAGCUGACCCUGACUGUGCUGCUGCCUGGAGGCACUGAGGAGACGGCCACCGUGCAUGGGAGUAAACCAGUGAUGGAUGUAUUGGUCACACUCUGUGGCGAGUAUCACCUAAACCCAUCCGAGCACAUCAUGGAGCUGGUGUCGCCCAAUCAGAAUCACAUCAAGUUCAAACCCAACUCUCUGAUUGGCUCCCUGGAUGCUGAGAAGGUUGUCCUAAGACACAGAGGAGAGGACGAAAGGACCAAGAGGAAAGGCCCCUACGUGCCAGAGGUGUCUGUACGUCUGAUGAUCUUCUAUAGGCAAGUGCACAGGGCAGUUGUGCGUGUGAGUCCCAAAGUGCCUCUGAGCGAGUUGCUCCCUGCCAUCUGUGACAAGUGCGAGUACGACCUUGACACCACCCUCCUGUUCCUCAACAGCCAAUCAGAGGAGCCAUUGGACCUCACUAAAUCACUGAAUGACCAUGGGAUCAGGGAGGUGUUCGCCAAGGACAUGAAAGUCAUUAAUCUCCCAGAGCCCAUUGCUACCACUCCAGAUAGUGAAGCCUCCAAGGAAAACAAACUCCCGCCUGCCAAAGAGAAGAGUGAGAAGGGGAAGGACAACAAGAGCUUCUUCAGUUUUUUUAGAAUAGCUAAAAAGAAAACUCAGAAGAACGUAUCUGCGAGCGCCCCGACCUCCCCUCUCCUCCAGAAGCAGCGCACUCUCAGCUUAAGCUUCCUGACCUCCCGCUGCAGCACCCUGCCCUCGGAGAAGUCCAAGAAAAGACGGGCACCACUACCGCCCAUGCUGGCCUCCCAGAGCUUCCCCACCAACCUGAACACCAGCCAGCCUGUUCUCACCGCCGAGGAUUCUGGGAAAGAGACCACGCUCAGUCACAGCUCAUCCAGUGAGUCUUCUCUGAAGAGAACCAAGCGGCGAGCCCCCCCUCCCCCUGCCCUCCCCCCACCUUCCAGUCCCCCCCCACCAGACGAUGAUGCCCCAGAGGACCUCGUUUGUAAAGACGUCUUGGGUAAUUUGGCUCCUGUGAGGGAGGUUCCAGAGGAAACCUUGAAUGAAGACCAAUCGAUAAACUAUCCAGUCGCAGCACUUAUUCACCAUACGACUAACGGCACAGGGGACUGUCUGUGUGAAGAACUGCACUCCAAUGACAAGAAGUCAGAGUGUGACGGACCCACACCCGGCGGUCAGCCAGAGGGGCCAGCGGAGUCUCCAGCUUCGCCCUCUCGCCGGACGCCGUCGAUCGGCUCCAGCCGGCGAAACAGCCCUAGCUGGAUGGGUGUAGGCUCGUCGUCCGGGCGACUGCUGCGGAGCAGCGGGAGCGGCCUGACCACCUUCACCAUCAUCCCCAAGCUGAGGGACAGGGAGAGGCAGCACAGGACCUACCAGGUGGAGAUAAAAGCAAGGACUGGAGGGCCCCAGACACCAAACGGAAAUCCAGCAGUGGAGUCCCAUUCUGGGUCUCACAGAGGAGCACAGUGGGUCACACCUCCCUCAUGCAGGAACUUCAGAAGAGGGUCCCUGUUUUAA